GUGAAAUGAAGUCCGCCAAACCCGAAGAAGAAGUACUUCCGUUGUGACGUAGUUAGCUCUUAGUAAAUGGCGGUUGCGAACAGGGUGGACAGUAAACGUUACCACGGUUAUAACUGUCGGUUCAUGUGCCGCGCUGACAGGAGAUCCACUACCAAACAAACGAAAACGAAGCAAACGUUGCGCUAAUGAAGAACGAAGGUGGAGAAAAUGACACAGAGUCUGAAGAGGCUGAACUCCGUCUGAAGGUAGAGUCACUGAAGCGGGAGCUUCACGAGUGCAGAGCCGAGCUAGCCAAGUUACAGAAACAACUAAACCAGUCCGAAAGGCUGCAGAAGAGCACAGAGAGCUACAACGAAGACCUGAGGAAACAGGUUGACAAGCUGAGCGCAGAGAUUCAUGAACGGAAGAAGAAGGACAAAGACAGAGUUGACAGUGAAACUCAGACUGAGGAAUAUGUAUGGACAGAAACCGACUAUUACAACUACUACUAUGGAGGCUACUCUCAGAACCCAGAGGCUUCAGACACUCAGGAAGGCCUGAACUCAGUAGCAGCAGUGGAUGCAGCUGAUGGCAGCGAAACAACAGAGGUUUCAACAUCAAAUGAAGCAGCAGCUGCUCAAGUGUCAGGGCAGCCUGACAGCAGUGGUGCAACCACAACAGAGGAGGGUGAUGGAGGAUCCAUAGCUGAUAUGUUGAGGGCCACUGCUGAAGAAGCUAUGACACAGACUGGGUUUGUGUUUGAUGAGACAACGGGGAUGUACUAUGACCACAGCACAGGCUUCUACUAUGAUUCGGCCAGUCAGUUGUACUAUGAUGCCAACUCAGGCAUUUAUUACUACUACGACGCAGAGAGCGGACGAUACCAGUUUCAUUCUAGAGUUGAGGUGCCAACUGCACAAACUGCUGCAGAGCCCUACCAAGACCAGUGUGCUGGUGAAAAGAAGGGCAGAAAGUUAAAGAAAGGUUUCAAGAAAGCCACACAGCAGGAUGAUAAGGAACUCAUAUUAGAUGAGGUAAAGUUGGAACAAGAAGAAAGUGACUGGUUCAAACAGCAGACGACGAAUAGGACCACAGAAUCACGAAAACUGAAGCGAAAAUCUCGCAGUCCAGAUGUGGAUCCACGUAGAAAAGACUCCUCUAAACAUCGGGAGGAGAAUGACAAAUCUUCGUCAAAGAGGAAGAAACAGAAAAACGGCUCACAUGGUGAUGAUAGGGGUAGAUCAAAGAAGAAAGCAAAGAAAUCCAAGUCAAAAAAACAGAAGAAGAAGAAGAAGGAGAAAAAGAGCCCAGAUCGGGGCGAUGUCUCAGAGGGGAACAGCGAACCAGAAGAGGGUGAGAUCACAGAAUCAGAGAAAGAAGAGUGGGAGUCCACACCCUCACUCUCUUCGUCAUGUAGCUCCCCCUCUGUGGAAAGCCCAGAGUCAGAAAUGGAGACUCAGAGUCAGGAAGUCAAAGACUUCUGGCCGCCCUGUGUCAGAGUGACGGUGGUCAGAUCUCCCGUGCUGCAGGUGGGCACUCUGUUCAUCAUCACAGCCGACUCUCCAGCCACCUUUGGCAGAGAGAAAGAUAUGGACCAUGCAAUCCGCAUACCUGAAAUGGGGGUCAGCAAGUUCCAUGCUGAGGUGUACUUUGACCAGAUGCAGCAGAGCUACAUGCUGGUGGAUCAGGGAAGCCAGAACGGAACAGUCAUUAAUGGCAACAGGAUCCUACAGCCCAAGACAAAGUGUGAGCCACAUGCACUGAUGCACGGCGAUGAGGUGAAGAUGGGAGAGACUGUGCUGUCCUUCCAUAUCCACUCAGGGACUGAUACCUGUGAUGGCUGUGAGCCUGGUCAAGUGAUGGCUCACCUCAGCAAGCACAGGCGAGAGGACAAGACAGGCCCUGCUCUCACCAAAGAGGAUAAAGAAGCACUGAGACAAAAGGAGCUGAAGCAGAUGAAGGCCAAAUAUGGCUUGCAGAGCAGCGAAUAUGAGGAGGCCAAAGCCCUGAAGAACCCCAGAUACAAGGACAGAGCAGAAUCCCGACGGCAGACGGUGGGCAGCGAGGGUGUUUUCCAGCGAGAUGAUGCUCCUGCAUCUGUUCAUGAGGAGAUCAGUGAAGUCAAUAAAGGAAGGAAAAUGCUGGAAAAGAUGGGCUGGAAGAAAGGAGAGGGACUGGGUAAAGAGGGAACUGGAAUGAAAGACCCGAUUGAACUGAAAAUCAGAAAGUCCCAGUCAGGCUUGGGCGCCCGUGCUGCCAUGUCUUUAGACGAUGUCUCUAUGACUAAAUCAAAGUCCCAGAAGAACUGGGAGAAAGCGCGUGAGAGAUUUGCUGAUUCGUGCCAGCCUGACAUGUUGUCACCCAAAACACAGAAGAACAAAUCACCCAAAUCCUGGGUCAGAGCAGAAGAGACCGAGACGACAAACACACAAGCUGGGUUUGAUACAGACGGCCAAGGUUAAUGAAGUUAAGGAAUUAAUGAAAGUGGAUUGUGGAUUCAAAAGCUGGGAUUUUUAAUGCAUAUGAGCAAAGACAGCCUCCGUACUUUCUGAGGAAAUGUACUCACUUGUAAAUUAUGGUGUGCAUAAAAUGUUAAAAGCAUAAAAAUGAUGUUAUUUUCCUCUAUUUUGAUUUACUCAGCAUUCAUCAUGAGGAAAGAUGGCUGAAAAGAAGCAGAUUGUGAUCACAGGUGUAUACAAACGCUACCAAUCAAUUGGUAUCCUGUGCUGUGCGUUAAAAAGACUCUAGCUGUGGCUGUAGAAUGUGUUUGUUUCCACAAAGGUGAACUGUGUGAAAUGUUUACAGUCCCAGAAAGAACGAGUGUGUGCUUCACGGUCCAGUGUGUCUGUAGUCCGGCCCACAGAGGAGGGCAGAGCUGCCACUGUGUUUCCCAGAAGACACAGUGGCACGUUUAAAUCACCUCAAGCCAACGCUAACACAGUGAAGCAUUAUUUCUCACAGUGAGAUCAUGUUAUGAUGAGACAAUUUUGUAUCUGUUCAGACAAACCCUGUAAAUGAUCAUGUUAAACCAGUCAUAACUGCUUUGUGUAAUACUGUUCCGACUCCUUUUUUUUAAAAAAAAAAUAACAAAAUAAAACAAUGUUGCACAUUGAAUUUCGAGCAAGCUCAA
Molecule: messenger RNA, 3109 nt
Organism: Scatophagus argus
Lineage: Eukaryota; Metazoa; Chordata; Actinopteri; Scatophagidae
Gene: aggf1
Product: angiogenic factor with G patch and FHA domains 1
Exons: 16
Coding region: 186-2441 (751 amino acids)
Biological process (GO): vasculogenesis
Molecular function (GO): nucleic acid binding; protein binding
Source: RefSeq, a predicted model, not a curated record